Molecule: messenger RNA, 807 nt
Organism: Eimeria mitis
Lineage: Eukaryota; Apicomplexa; Conoidasida; Eucoccidiorida; Eimeriidae
Exons: 5
Coding region: 1-807 (268 amino acids)
Biological process (GO): regulation of transcription by RNA polymerase II
Cellular component (GO): nucleus
Molecular function (GO): transcription cis-regulatory region binding
Source: RefSeq, a predicted model, not a curated record
AUGAUAGCAGCAGCAGCAGCAGCAAGAAUAACACCUGUAGCAUCAGUUGUAGCAAAUGCAGCAGCAAGAAUAGAAACAGCAACAGCAACAACAGCAGCAGCAGCAGCACGAAUAGCAGCAGCAGCAGCAGCAGCAAGAGUAGCAGCAGCAGCAGCAACAACAAGAAUAGCAGCAGCAGCAGCAGCAGCAGCACCCCUGCCGAGCAUAGCCAGCGACAGCCUCUUCUCCCCUUACAACUUCCUUACUAUCUUCUUUCUUCAGACGUUUUACGUGUUGAUAUUUCUGAGCGCCUCAACAAACUUUCUUCCGGCCUUUCUUAAGGGCCUCUUUGCUGCUGCUGUCUCUCCCCUCCCAGCCCUGCUAGCAGCAGAUGAAAGCAUGCUGCGCCGCCGCCGCGUGUGUUUGCUGCUGCUGUGUCUCCGUUUGUUUGAAUUUGCUUUUAUUUUGUCUCUGGGGGCCGUCGCCUUCACCCCCAAAGAAAGCCCCAGCCUCAGCACAGCCACCAACGUGGGCCUCGUGCUGCUGCUGCUGAAUAUGGUGGUGCUGCUGCUGCUGCUGCACUUCCAGCGGGACUACGUUGCACUUGUUGCUGCCUGGCAGCAGCAGCAGCAGCAGCAGCAGCAGCACCGCAGCCGCCGCGCCCACAUCGGCAUGAGGCUGCUGCAGCUGCAGCGUUCAAGGAGCGGAAGCAGCAGCAGCAGCAGCAGCAGCAGCAGCAGCAACAGCAGCAACAACCAGGACGCAGCAGCAGCAGCAACAGAUCGCAAUGCUCUUACUGUUGCUGCUGCUGCUGCUGCUCCUCUGUAG